Molecule: messenger RNA, 2217 nt
Organism: Hyaloperonospora brassicae
Lineage: Eukaryota; Oomycota; Peronosporomycetes; Peronosporales; Peronosporaceae
Source: the annotation of a GenBank genome assembly
AUGACCAAGAGUUUCCAAAGCAGUUUGUUUGCCCAAGUGAAUGCUCAAGAAGAGCGAAGGCUGAUCGACAAGCUCCGUGAUAUUGGUCUUGGCCAAUACAUUGAGCUGCCGCAAAUUGCGGUGAUGGGGGACACUUCCAGCGGCAAAUCGUCCCUCCUGUCGGCGCUUUCAGGCGUCUCGUUUCCAUCCAGUGAUCAGCUCACGACGAGGUGUCCUACUCAGCUCGUCCUCUCUCGUGCCAGCACAUUCAGCGGAACGGUGCGCCUCGUCCGGUUUCGCUCGGAUGGAGGUACUGAUGAGGAGGGUGAGACGGAUACCGGGGAAGAGGGUGAAAAGCUCACUCAUCUAGACGACGUCCCAUGUGCCAUCACGAAGCUCACGCAGAAACUGAUCGACGAAGGCCAAUACAUUAGUGACGAUCAAAUUGUGAUUGAAAUGAGUGGCCCCGACAUGCCAAAUCUCACUCUCACCGACCUGCCGGGAUUUGUGCGCACUGUGGGCGAUCACGAAGACCAUAGCAUCAUUGCAAGGGUUCGGCAAAUGAUCAACCGUUACAUGCAGCAAGAGCGAACGGUCAUCAUUGCUGUUGUGCCAGCUAAUGUCGACAUGCACAAUACGGAGAUAUUGCAAGCGGCUCAAGAGGCCGACCCGAAUGGAACGAGAACCAUUGCCGUGGUGACCAAAGUGGAUUUGGUUGACGCUGGUGCAGAGCUUGCAGUGCACGAGUUACUUCUGAACCGCAAGAAGAAAAUGCACUUGGGCUACCACGCCGUGAAGUGCCGAAGCCAACGGGAUCUGUCCAAGCGCAUGAGCAUUGAAAGAGGGCUGGCAGUCGAAAAGGUGUUUUUCGGCGAGCACGAGUAUUGGCGCCGACUAUCGACGCACUUGUGGGGAGUGCCACGACUAAGUGAACGGUUGAUGUCAAUUCUGCAAGACAAUAUCCGUCGGUCACUGCCAAAGGUGGUGGAGGAGAUCAGUUCGCGCAUGACGGAGACGCAAAAGUCAUUGGCGAAACUGGGCACGCCGUUGGAAACACCCGUGGUGCAACGUCAGCAGUUUGGCAAGUGGGUUGAUCAGUACUUGCGGUUGAUCGAAGCAGCAAUGAGCGGACGUUACGAAGCACUGCCGUCUACCCCGACACCAACAGCAUCGGAUCGAUGUCCGAAUCCACCCAAAAUGAAUGUCCGUCUUCGAGCCAUUCUUCGUGUCAAGGAAGCUAGCUUUGAAGUUGCGAUCAAGAAGUCGAAAGACUGUGUGUUUGGCGACGCCGAUGCGAAGAAACCACAAGAACAAGUGGCAGUUGGGGAUGCCGUGCAAAUUGAGACCGACGGCCAGUAUCGCAGUGGGCGAGUGAAAGGGAUCAACGGAACGGACAUUUGCUGCGAGGAGUAUGACCAGCAGUGGAAGAGCAAGGACCAUUGGCGCUUCGACGAACGGGCGAUGCUGAAACAGUUUAUCCGUGAAAACCGCGGCGAUGAGCUCCCGAUUUUUCCGUCGUACCAAGUCUUUCGCAACUUGUUUCGCAAGAUCGUUGACAAGUGGGGGCCACCGACAAAUGCACUGGUGCGUGCGUAUCUGUUGCAGACAAAGUUGGUGUCGGACUUCGUCUCUAAGGAGGUUGGGGCCAAUUCUCGAGUUGUGCAGUUUCUCAGAAGUACUGCGUCCGAUGUGCUGGACCGAGUGGUUGCGAAUGCGAGUAUGGAGAUGAGACUGGUGCUGAAUGGGGAAGGUCGGCCGUACACUCAGGACAAGCGUUUGUAUGACGAAUUGGACCAAGAACACUUGAAGGCUCUUCAAGAACAAGUGACCACAUCCGUUCAAGCAGAUUCAGAUGGAAAAGUGGAUCUCGCUGUGGUCAUGAAGGCUACAAAAGCAGCGGCAGCGUCUAUGGAAGAUCGGGAAGCGCUUGAUAUGCAAGCGGCACUGGAAGCGUACUUCAAGGUGGCGGUCGCGCGCUUUGCAGACGAGAUUCUCAUGCGGCUGAACGACUUGAUUUUGAAGAAGUUUGUCGACGAAAUGGCACAGGAGCUCAACGGGUUGACGGAUGCGACACUGGCCAGACUGAUGCAAAACUCCGAGCUCAAAGUGGCGGAACGUCGUCAGCUCAGGGAAAAACUUACCUGUCUGGCGAAUGCAAAGAUUGCGAUAGAGUGUUAUGGUGAUAGAAGUGGUGCUGGAAUUCAUAGGAUUGCUGAUAAAAGUGGAAUCUUUAGUUAG